AUGAUCUCGCCUCUUCAUCUAUCCAUACUUUUCCUGAUAACCAUUGCACAAACGCAGAGCAAUGCUGAACCAUCCUCGAAUACUGGAAGGUGUUCAUGCGAUCUUAACAGAGGUACGUGUGAUGUAUCUUGCUGUUGCGAUACGGACUGUUCCACGAGUGAUUUACAAGCUUUGCAUUGUUAUACACAACAAGAUCAAGAUGCGCGAUUAGAAUCCAUUGUUCAUACAACUUGUUUCAAGGAUCUGCCCUUAUACCAAUCGAACUCUCCAUAUGUUAUUCGGAAAGAAAAUGGUUUUGUUUGUAUUGAUCAGGAGAAAAGUAUUAAUUACACAUUCUAUCAACAACAACUCAAAGACAAGAUGGAUGCGAAUGGUUUUACACGAGCCAUCAGCUUGGAUAAUAGCGUGUCAUUAUCACCCAAAAUACCAACUAGUCUAACUGGAUAUCAAGCAGGUACUUCAGUUUUCAAAUACUUUCCAGCAAGCAACGUGUCCAGCACGUUUUCUCUUCCAACCGGAACCUCCACCAAUGCACCAUGUUCGAGCACUCGCACGAUCACUUAUAUGAACGAUUUUUCAUCAACAUGCACUCAACAAGUCACUCAGCAGACGUGUACAAUUGCACUGAAUCCUGCUGUCUAUCUAACAAGCUUCUCUCUUGUUACGAAUCCAACAACUCUCACGGACGCCAGUGUUACAACGAUAAGUUGUGGUAUUUCGCCCGCUGCUUCGCCCGCUGCUUCUACUUGGACGUCGCCGACCUGCACUGGUGCGCUCCAAACUUUAAACUUGGUCAUCUAUUACACUAAUCCAACUGGUAUACAGAGUUGUAAUGGUACCUAUACUAUGGCUGCUGCAAGUAGUACACUGCAACAAACGUUUACCGUCAAGUUUGUUCGCAGUGGAAACGCAUCAUCCCCAGUGUCACGAAGUGGAAAUCCAGGUUAUAUACAGAGAGCUGCUGUCCUAGCUGGUACUGCAAAUGGCAACACUAUUACAGAAUCGGAUUUUACUAUUCCUCAGUCAAGCGAUUCUUGUUCAAGUAUAGUGCAACGAACGGUCCGUUUUGGUCAAAAUACACAAUCUACAUGUUCACUUCAAAUCAAUGCUAGUGCAGCAAACUGUCCAAAUAUCAACGACGUCACAAAUGUCCUUAUGCCAAUCAAUGCUACUGCGCUUCGUAUAGCUGCUUCUGGCAGUCCCGAUUCAUCCACUAUCUCCUCGCCUUGGCUAUCUGUAACCUAUUGCGCAUCUGAAACUGGAUCGACUUCUGGUGCUGUAUGCCAACAAAAUUCCAUUCCCACUUGGACUAUUGGUCAAUGCUAUGAUCGAGUGGAUAUUCAAAUCGCAUAUGCUAAUAUCGGCUCUGUCAGUAAUCCACAACCAAUCAUUGGUGCGGUUGUCUUUCAUUAUCAAAGAUCUACGAUCACCAAUACCACAUUACUUUCGAGUUCGUUGCUUUUAACUCGAACUGUUACAUUUCAAGAUGUAUCGAAUUGGCCCGUCACACAAGGAGAUCAUCUGCCUAAACCUAAUACACGUUUACCAGGUGAUUUCUUCUAUGCAUUUUUUCGUAAUCAGGCAACGAUCCUAAAUCCCUUAUCAUUAUUUGUACCUCUACUGAUCAAUAUGUUGCUAAUGUUUGUUCUCAUGUAG
Adineta ricciae is the source of this 1656-nucleotide messenger RNA. The record is from the annotation of a GenBank genome assembly. Lineage: Eukaryota; Metazoa; Rotifera; Eurotatoria; Adinetida; Adinetidae.